This is a messenger RNA of Budorcas taxicolor (takin), 7737 nucleotides long. It is a transcript of the gene UBR2, whose product is annotated as ubiquitin protein ligase E3 component n-recognin 2. The record is from RefSeq and is a predicted model, not a curated record. Bases 299 to 5638 code for a protein of 1779 amino acids. Gene Ontology annotation, cellular component: ubiquitin ligase complex; cytoplasm. Gene Ontology annotation, molecular function: ubiquitin protein ligase activity; zinc ion binding. NCBI's taxonomy places the organism in Eukaryota, Metazoa, Chordata, Mammalia, Artiodactyla, Bovidae. The transcript is spliced from 47 exons. Gene Ontology annotation, biological process: ubiquitin-dependent protein catabolic process via the N-end rule pathway.
GGCAGGAGUGCCAGGUCCGAUGUUUUCUGUGUCCUUCCCCGAGGCAGGGACGAGGCGGUGACUUGACUCUUGGGCGCAGAGCCCGGGAGGGAGCGCAGGAAACGCUGUCCCUUCUGCCCGGCUCACCUCGCGCUACUCUUCGUCUUCUCCACCCGCAGCCACCUGAACUCCUGCUCAAGACCGACCGCCCCAGGCAGGGUGGUGGCUUUGCGCCCCACCUCCCCCCCGGGCCGUGGCGAGGCCGCUGCCCUCGGGGCGGCAGUAGCGGCGUCAGCGCUGGGGAGGCGAAGGAGGGAAGAUGGCGUCGGAGCUGGAGCCUGAGGUGCAGGCCCUCGACAGGAGUUUGCUGGAAUGUUCAGCUGAGGAGACCGCGGGGAAAUGGCUGCAAGCAACUGACCUCACUAGAGAAGUAUACCAGCAUUUGGCCCACUAUGUACCCAAAAUCUACUGCAGGGGUCCCAACCCUUUUCCACAGAAAGAAGACAUGUUGGCACACCAAGUUUUGUUGGGACCAAUGGAAUGGUACCUUUGUGGUGAAGAUCCUGAGUUGGGAUUUUCCAAACUUGAGCAAACAAAUAAACCUUCUCAUCUUUGUGGUCGUGUUUUUAAAGUGGGAGAACCUACAUACUCUUGCAGAGACUGUGCAGUUGAUCCAACUUGUGUUUUAUGCAUGGAGUGCUUUUUGGGAAGUAUUCACAGAGACCACCGAUAUAGGAUGACAACAUCAGGAGGUGGAGGUUUCUGUGACUGUGGUGAUACUGAAGCUUGGAAAGAGGGUCCUUACUGUCAGAAACAUGAACUUAACACCUAUGAAACUGAGGAAGAAGAGGAUCCUCUUGUCCAUUUAUCAGAAGAUGUGAUAGCAAGAACUUAUAACAUUUUUGCUAUUAUGUUUCGAUAUGCAGUAGAGAUACUAACCUGGGAAAAAGAAAGUGAAUUGCCAGCAGAUUUAGAGAUGAUUGAGAAGAGUGACACCUACUAUUGCAUGCUGUUUAAUGAUGAGGUUCAUACCUAUGAACAAGUUAUUUAUACUCUUCAAAAAGCUGUUAACUGUACACAAAAAGAAGCCAUUGGCUUUGCAACUACAGUAGAUCGAGAUGGACGUAGGUCUGUUCGAUAUGGAGAAUUCCAGUAUUGUGAACAAGCAAAAUCAAUAAUUGUGAGAAAUACCAGUAGACAGACAAAGCCACUCAAAGUUCAAGUUAUGCAUUCGUCUAUUGUUGCACAUCAGAAUUUUGGUUUGAAACUUUUGUCUUGGCUGGGAAGUAUUAUUGGAUAUUCAGAUGGCCUUCGCCGAAUUUUAUGUCAGGUUGGUUUACAAGAAGGGCCAGAUGGUGAAAACUCUUCUCUAGUGGAUAGAUUGAUGCUUAGUGAUUCCAAAUUGUGGAAAGGUGCUAGGAGUGUGUAUCAUCAGUUGUUCAUGAGCAGUCUACUUAUGGAUUUGAAAUACAAGAAACUGUUUGCUGUUCGAUUUGCAAAGAACUAUGAGCGUUUGCAGAGUGAUUAUGUGACAGAUGACCACGACAGAGAGUUUUCAAUCGCAGACUUCUCGGUUCAGAUUUUCACAGUCCCUUCACUUGCUCGGAUGCUUAUCACAGAAGAAAACCUGAUGACCACUAUCAUUAAGACUUUCAUGGAUCAUUUGAGGCAUCGAGACGUCCAAGGCAGAUUUCAGUUUGAACGCUAUACUGCUUUACAAGCCUUUAAGUUUAGGAGGGUUCAGAGUCUUAUUUUAGAUCUCAAGUAUGUGUUAAUUAGCAAACCAACUGAAUGGUCAGAUGGUCUGAGGCAGAAGUUCCUGGAAGGAUUUGAUGCCUUUUUGGAAUUACUCAAAUGUAUGCAGGGAAUGGAUCCAAUUACACGUCAAGUAGGACAGCAUAUUGAAAUGGAACCAGAGUGGGAAGCAGCCUUCACACUACAAAUGAAAUUAACACAUGUCAUUUCAAUGAUACAAGACUGGUGUGCUUUAGACGAGAAAGUGUUAAUUGAGGCUUACAAGAAAUGCCUUGCUGUAUUGAUGCAGUGUCAUGGUGGUUUUACUGAUGGUGAACAGCCAGUGACGUUAAGCAUUUGUGGACAUUCAGUGGAAACUAUCAGAUACUGUGUUUCCAAAGAAAAAGUUAGCAUUCACCUCCCAGUUUCUCGCUUACUUGCAGGUUUGCAUGUGUUGUUAAGCAAAAGUGAAGUGGCAUAUAAAUUUCCAGAGCUCCUACCUCUAAGUGAACUUAGCCCACCCAUGUUGAUAGAACACCCUCUUAGAUGUCUUGUUUUAUGUGCCCAAGUACAUGCAGGAAUGUGGAGAAGAAACGGUUUCUCUCUCGUAAACCAGAUUUAUUACUACCACAAUGUGAAAUGUAGACGUGAAAUGUUUGAUAAGGAUAUAGUAAUGCUUCAGACAGGUGUCUCCAUGAUGGAUCCAAAUCAUUUCCUGAUGAUAAUGCUUAGCCGCUUUGAACUUUAUCAGAUUUUCAGUACCCCAGAUUAUGGGAAGAAAAUGAGUUCUGAGACUCCCCAUAAGGAUUUAGUUCAGCAGAACAACACUCUAAUAGAAGAAAUGCUUUACCUCAUUAUAAUGCUUGUUGGAGAGAGAUUUAUUCCUGGAGUUGGACAGGUUAAUGCUACAGAUGAGAUUAAACGAGAGAUUAUCCAUCAGUUGAGCAUCAAACCUAUGGCUCAUAGUGAAUUGGUAAAGUCUUUACCUGAAGAUGAGAACAAGGAGACUGGCAUGGAGAGUGUGAUUGAAGCAGUUGCCCAUUUCAAGAAACCUGGAUUAACAGGACGAGGCAUGUAUGAACUGAAACCAGAGUGUGCCAAAGAGUUCAAUUUGUAUUUCUAUCACUUUUCAAGGGCAGAGCAAUCCAAGGCAGAGGAAGCUCAACGGAAAUUGAAAAGACAAAAUAAAGAAGAUACAGCACUUCCACCUCCAGUUUUGCCGCCAUUCUGCCCUCUGUUUGCAAGUCUGGUUAACAUUUUGCAGUCAGAUGUCAUGUUGUUAAUCAUGAGGACAGUAUUGCAAUGGACUGUAGAACAUAGUGGACACAUCUGGUCUGAGUCUAUGCUGCAAAGGGUAUUACAUUUAAUUGGAAUGGCACUACAAGAAGAAAAACAGCAUUUAGAGAAUGUCAUGGAGGAGCAUGUCAUAACAUUUACCUUCACGCAGAAGAUAUCGAAACCUGGUGAGGCUCCAAACAACUCACCUAGUAUACUAGCUAUGCUGGAAACACUGCAGAAUGCUCCCUACCUAGAAGUCCACAAAGAUAUGAUUAAGUGGAUAUUAAAGACUUUCAAUGCUGUUAAGAAGUUGAGGGAGAGUUCAUCCACCAGUCCUGUGGCAGAGGCAGAAGGAACCGUAAUGGAAGAGAGUUCGAGAGACAAAGACAAAGCUGAGAGGAAGAGAAAAGCUGAGAUUGCCAGAUUACGCAGAGAAAAGAUCAUGGCUCAGAUGUCUGAGAUGCAGCGGCACUUUAUUGAUGAGAACAAAGAACUCUUUCAGCAGACGUUAGAACUGGAUUCCUCUAUCUCUGCUGUACUUGAUAAUGGCCCUGUGGUUUCAGAUAUGACUCUUACAGCAUUGGGCCCAGCACAGACUCGGGUCCCUGAACAGAGACAGUGUGUCACCUGUAUAUUGUGUCAGGAAGAGCAAGAGGUGAAUGCAGAAAGCAAGGCAAUGGUCCUGGCAGCAUUUGUGCAGAGAUCAACUGUGUUAUCAAAAGAUAGAAGUAAAUUCAUUCAGGAUCCAGAAAAUUAUGAUCCAUUAUUCAUGCACCCUGAUCUGUCUUGUGGAAUACAUACUGGUAGCUGUGGGCAUAUUAUGCAUGCACACUGUUGGCAAAGGUAUUUUGAUUCCGUUCAAGCUAAAGAACAGCGAAGGCAACAGAGAUUACGCUUACAUACAAGCUAUGAUGUAGAAAAUGGAGAAUUCCUUUGUCCCCUUUGUGAAUGCUUGAGUAAUACUGUUAUUCCUCUGCUGCUUCCUCCAAGAAAUGUUUUUCAUGGCAGGUUAAAUUUUUCAGACCAACCAAAUCUGACUCAGUGGAUUAGAACAAUAUCUCAGCAAAUAAAAGCAUUACAGGUUCUUAGGAAAGAAGAAAGUACUCCUAUUACUGCCUCAUCGAAGAAUUUAGAAAAUAUGGAUGAAUUGCACCUUCCUGAAGGAUUUAGGCCUGAUUUUCAUCCUAAGAACCCUUAUUCUGAAAGCAUAAAAGAAAUGCUCGCAACGUUUGGAACUGCUACUUAUAAGGUGGGAUUAAAAGUUCAUCCCAAUGAAGAGGAUCCCCGUGUGCCCAUAAUGUGUUGGGGUAGUUGUGCAUAUACCAUCCAAAGCAUAGAAAGAAUUUUAAGUGAUGAAGAUAAACCAUUGUUUGGUCCUUUGCCUUGUAGACUGGAUGACUGUCUCAGGUCACUAACAAGAUUUGCUGGAGCACAUUGGACAGUGGUGUCACUGUCAGUGGUGCAAGGACACUUUUGUAAACUUUUUGCAUCAUUGGUGCCUGGUGACAACCACAGAGACCUUCCAUGCAUAUUAGAUAUCGACAUGUUUCAUUUAUUGGUGGGCUUGGUCCUUGCCUUCCCUUCGCUGCAGUGUCAGGACUUUUCAGGGAUCAGCCUUGGCACUGGGGACCUUCACAUUUUCCAUCUGGUCACCAUGGCACACAUCGUUCAGAUCUUACUUACCUCAUGUACAGAAAAGAGUGGCAUGGAUCAAGAAAAUGCUGCUGGCAAAGAAGAAGAAUUAGCAGUUCUUGCUUUGUAUAAAAUGAUUCAGCAGUAUACAGGAAGUGCCUUGAAAGAAAUGCCAUCUGGUUGGCAUCUGUGGAGGAAUGUCAAAGCUGGAAUCAUGCCUUUUCUGAGGUGUUCUGCUUUGUUUUUCCAUUAUUUGAAUGGAGUUCCUUCCCCACCUGAAAUUCAAGCUUCUGGAACAAGCCAUUUUGAACAUCUAUGUAACUAUCUUUCCCUGCCAAACAACCUCCUUUGUCUUUUUCAAGAAAAUAAGGAGAUAAUGAAAUUAAUGAUUGAAAGUUGGUGUCAUAACAUCGAAGUUAAAAGAUACCUGGAAGGUGAAAGAGACGCUAUAAGUUAUCCAAGAGAAUCUAACAAAUUAAUAGACCUUCCAGAGGAUUACAGCAGCCUCAUUAAUCAAGCAUCUAAUUUCUCGUGCCCUAAAUCCGGUGGUGACAAGAGCAGAGCCCCAACUCUGUGCCUUGUAUGUGGAACCCUGCUGUGCUCCCAGAGCUACUGCUGCCAGACGGAGUUGGAAGGGGAGGAUGUGGGGGCGUGCACUGCUCACACCUACUCCUGUGGUUCUGGGGUGGGCAUCUUCCUGAGAGUACGAGAAUGUCAAGUACUAUUUUUAGCUGGCAAAACCAAAGGCUGUUUUUAUUCUCCUCCUUACCUUGAUGACUAUGGGGAGACUGACCAGGGACUCAGGAAAGGUUGGAGUAGAAUAGAUGAAUACAACACCAAAUGCCUCCUGAGUGACAUGUGUCUUCUUUCUAGACGGGGAAAUCCUUUACAUUUGUGCAGAGAGCGAUUCAAGAAGAUUCAGAAGCUCUGGCACCAGCACAGCAUCACAGAGGAAAUUGGACACGCACAGGAAGCAAACCAGACACUGGUUGGCAUUGACUGGCAACACCUAUAGCUACGUCACUACCAAAUACAUGAACUUGGAUUUUUGUAAACCAGCUGGCUUUUCAAGAAAGAAAAUAGGAAAUAGCUUCUUCUGAAUUUGGAAAUGAAUUAUUUAAGCUUCCCCCCCCCCCCCCGCCCCCAGUUUUUAUUUUUAUAGCUUCUGGCUCCAGGAACUGAUGAAAAUCAUUUUCUGCCAGCAGAUUUUCUUGGAUCAUUUGCUGUGUCCUUCAAACAUAACUUCUUGAAUUUUCGAAUCCAGGAAGGAGCUUCUCUUCCUGGGCUGGACUCAGCCCAUUUGCGGGCAUCUGACUGCGUUUGACUGUUCCCCAGUCAUCUGAGCCAUGUUGCAUUACUGAGCACAGGGAACUCCAGGCCGGAAGCUGAUUCAACAGCAGCAGGAAGCAAAGUCUCUGGUCUUUUGGGGGUCACACUUCCUGGUCCCACUCAGUGACUCUCAACCUUGGGGCUGGAUCAGUGUACCCACAGCUGAUGGGACCCUACCUCUAAGCAAAGAAGUAUAUUUCGAAAGUGGCAUUCCCUGUUUCCACUGGCUGUGAGGGGGUUGGGGGACACUCUUGCUGGAGGAGCCUGUGGGAAUCCAAAGGGGAGAUGGUGGUGUCUUUAUGUGCCAGCUGAUUUUCUGGACUGUACAAGGUUGGAUUCCCACCUCUUUUUUUUUUUUUUCUUUUUGCAAGGCUUUUGGCUUUGAGGAAAAAAUACUCGUUUUAAAGGGCUUUUUGAAAACUUAAGAGUAUCCUAAUUUUUCAGAUAAUAUAUUCUGUUAUUUCUAAGACUAAGUUGAAAGAGUGUAUUCAUCUAGAAUCAAGCACUUGCAGAAAAAAUGAGAAUUCAGUGUUUUGAAAUUCCCUCACCCCCACCCACCCUUCCAGCAUUUUCUGGAAUAGAUGAAUUGCUGUUUACCUGCUAGUUCACUUAGUACAUUCCUGGGACAGCCUGUGUGCCCAGGCUUAUUAUUAUUUUUUAACCUUAUUGUUCUUACUAAGAGGUGCCUUCCUAGAAUGAUAGCCGCUUAGUAAAAUAGUUCAUAACCACGCCAUGCCACCCACCACUCUCGCGUGAUCAUGUGUGCUGAAAGCUUGGGUACGCGGAGGGUGGUGGCAGAUUUGGGGGAGGAGUCAGUUCGGAGUCUCUGUGAGGAGGGACUAAGGGAUGAAUGAAUAAUAAAUAAGAGGCUCUUGGACUUUUUCAGCCAAUGCAGAUAGCCGUUUCACUCAGUUUUCUUUGAACUGCGUCUGAAAGUUGUAUCCUGCUCAGCUUCACACCCUCCACAGUACACCCAGGAGGAAGGCCAGAAAUCCAGACGUUCAGCUAAAGGCAGUGGGGGUGCAGAAGCCACACUCGCUACUUCACCAGGGUGGUAUGUGAACCCCUUCCUCUGAAAGGAUGAACUUGACCCUUCUUGCCUGGGAUGGACUCACCCAUCUGAGAGGAGGCGCUUCUUGCCCAACAGGAGGAAAAUCCACGUUAGAACCCAGCGCUUACCCCCCUCUUCUGGCCUUUCUCCCUUUCUGUUGGUGUGGUCUGUGGAUGGCAUCAUGAUUUUAAUGUUUAUUUUGGGCUUGGUCACAUCCCCACUCCUUUAGCUCUUAAGUCCAGCUUCUUUUGGCUUUUCUCCGGUUGUUAACCAAGCUUAAACUCUGAAUAAAACCAGGUUUCUCCCUCUGUAGUAGGAUUAUAAACUUCUUCACUAAAUCAUAACAAUACUUCAACUUUUAAAACUGACUUCAUAUAAGCCUGCUGUUAGCAGAGGGUGUCCCUGGAUUCUGUUUUCUGAGAAGGUCAGGGAGUCUGAGAGAAAGUGAAUUUACAUCAAGUAGCAACACACCCUUUUAUCUUCUGGUGUGUGUAUCAUUAAGCCAAUUGUCUUCCCCAACUAAGGAAUCAUCUUAGUCUUAUGAUUUGUUCCGCAUGUAUUAUGUUUAUUGUAGAAAUGUUUAUAUAAACAUGCUUUCCAUAUCAGGGAAAAAUCAUAUCUGUUUAAUAAAUUGGCUAUAACUUUAUUAUCUGUGGACAACUUGUAAAAUUGGGAAUGUAUCAUAUGUAAAAAGUUUAAAGAUAUCCAAAUAAAUGCUUUAGGUGUAGACAUUA